Molecule: messenger RNA, 1401 nt
Organism: Pristis pectinata (smalltooth sawfish)
Lineage: Eukaryota; Metazoa; Chordata; Chondrichthyes; Rhinopristiformes; Pristidae
Gene: dnajb13
Product: DnaJ heat shock protein family (Hsp40) member B13
Exons: 8
Coding region: 413-1360 (315 amino acids)
Cellular component (GO): cytoplasm; cytosol; nucleus
Molecular function (GO): protein folding chaperone; protein-folding chaperone binding
Source: RefSeq, a predicted model, not a curated record
CAGAGCUGAAUCGAAAAAUUAAAAUGCCCUGCUUUAGACGUUAGAAUUGGGAAUUGGCAGAAUACUGAGUACUUGAAGAAACCUUUUACUAUUUAGUACUUUCUGAAGGUGAAUUUUUAAAACAAUAUAAACAUAUAUUAACUUCAUCGUUUGCUAACAAAUUUUAAAAGGUUUCAUAAUAUAAUAAGUCAUUUAAAAAAAAGGUAAAGCUGAUAGAAAAAAAUCUUACCAAGAAUGGCUUUGGUAUUGCACUACGAUUCCCAGAAGGUCUUGCAUCGGUAACCAUGGUUCCCGAUCCCUCGUCGUCAUCUUCCAGGCCAAGCCGUUGCCGCAGCAACCGAGGUCCGCGGGGAAGAAAACUGAAGUGAGAAGGCCAACAUCAUUCAAAUAUAAAAACUGCUAAAGAGCGAAGAUGGGUCAGGAUUACUACAACAUUUUGGGCAUUAUUAGAAAUGCAAAAGACGCGGAUAUUAAAAAAGCGUACCGAAAAUUAGCCCUAAAGUAUCAUCCAGACAGAAGUACAGAUCCAUGUGCAGAUGAGAAGUUCUUACAGAUUGCAGAAGCCUAUGAUGUUCUGAGUGAUUUAAGAAAAAAAGCUACUUACGAUAAAUUUGGAGAAGAGGGCUUGAAGGGAGGCAUUCCCCCUGAAUUUGGUGAAACUGGCGCUUGGACAACAGGAUAUACUUUUCAUGGCAAUGCCAACAAAAUCUUCAGAGAUUUCUUUGGUGGAGAUAAUCCAUUUGCAGAUUUUUUUGACACGAAAGGAGAGAUAAAUCUUGGAUUUGGAGGGUUACGAGGACGUGGAGUUAAGAAGCAGGAUCCUCCUAUCGAACGGGAGCUGCAUUUAUCUUUAGAAGAUUUGUAUCAUGGAUGUUUGAAGAAGAUCAAAAUCUCACGCAGGGUUAUGAAUGAAGAUGGUCACACUUCAAGCAUUAAGGAUAAGAUCCUAACCAUUCAAGUUAAACCAGGCUGGCUGUCAGGAACCAAAAUCACAUUCCCAAAUGAAGGAGACCAGGGUCCAAAUAAUAUUCCGGCAGACAUAAUAUUCAUUGUGAAAGAGAAAUCACAUCCAUGGUUCUGUCGAGACAAAAAUGAUCUCAUUUACAAUGCUCCUAUAUCGUUGGCAAAGGCUUUAACAGGUCACACUGUGGAAAUUGAGACUCUGGAUGACAGAAUUCUCAGUAUCCCAAUCAAUGACAUUGUCCAUCCUCAAUACACCAAGGUCGUCCCAGGAGAAGGAAUGCCUUUAUCCAAGGAUCCAUUACAAAAAGGAAAUCUUGUCAUCCAGUUUAAUAUCAAAUUUCCAGAUAAACUCACGCCAGCAAAGAAGAAACUGAUUAAUCGAGCGUUAAAUAUUUAAAGUCAACGUGGCAAGAAGAACAGUUAUUAUCAUGUCAAGAC